ACUCAAAAUAAAAUUUUGUAUCUGUUAUGUAAAAUAUACGUAACAUUAAAUAAUCAGGUGUCUGACCAGUUGUAUAGAGAAAUGGAUCUAUUGUUGCUUAAGGGAAUUCUUUUAAUGAUAUCAGAUGCAGGUUUGUGUAAAACAGUUUUUAAAACCUCUUCAACGGCUGGCAAAAUUAACUUAUCUCCGAUAGUAUGCGGUUUUCCCGGAUUUUGCUAUAAGUAACGAGAUAUUGUAAGACGCCCGCAAACCAUCAUCAUUUCUUUGUGACGUCGAAGCGAACAUUCUGUCCAGUGUAG
Acanthoscelides obtectus is the source of this 299-nucleotide messenger RNA. The record is from the annotation of a GenBank genome assembly. Lineage: Eukaryota; Metazoa; Arthropoda; Insecta; Coleoptera; Chrysomelidae.